AUGCUGCAGCUGCUCAUGCAGGCGCACGAAGGGCAGCUCAAGGCGGAGAAAGAGGACGCGGAGGAGGCCGAGGAUAGAACCCAGAUGACCAGUAACACACACACACACAGACAUCCCAUUCAUUUGGACAUCCCUAAACUAGAUUGUUCUCUGUUUGAUACAGAGUGUCUGCGCUUGUACCCACCUGCAAGAGACACGCAGUUGCCCGCCGGGACAAAGGCCAGGCCGUGUCAAUCCCCAUCAUGGCGACGAGAACAAGCACAACAUCAAGCCCUUCACCUACAUGCCGUUCGGCGUGGGCCCUCGUUUCUGUAUCGGUAA
Molecule: messenger RNA, 321 nt
Organism: Gryllus bimaculatus (two-spotted cricket)
Lineage: Eukaryota; Metazoa; Arthropoda; Insecta; Orthoptera; Gryllidae
Source: the annotation of a GenBank genome assembly